CUCGUUCGUGCCGUGCUGUCCACACGACGCCACCGAUCCAUCUAUUCCCCUCUCGUCUCUUCCGCGCUCAUCUCCCUCAGCUGGUCUGCAAAGUCUCUCCAGGAACUCGGCGAGGUAACUGCUCUCCACACGCCUCCCUUUCCCCGUCUUCUCCCACCUCCGCUCCUCUCGUCGCUGUUAAUCGGACUCCCCCCGCAAUUUUCCACGACGAGGAGGAAGGAGGUCUUGUUGGAUGGAAAUGUUUUUCAGCAGCUUUCUCGGUGAAUCAUCACUGAACGUUUUUGGUCAUCCAGAUGUUGAGAGAUGCCCAUUCCUAAGAAACAUCAAUGGAGCUACAACCUUGUCAUUUUCUUCUGCUUUGCCGGUAGUUGCCCGAGGAGGCAAGGGUCCGAUUUUUGAGGAUGGGCCAGGCUUUGAGUCAGCAUUCAAGCUUUUUCACGGACGAGAUGGAAUAGUUCCCCUUUCAGGACGAUCAUAUGUGCCUGAUGAGAACCACAAUGAGAGCAUUGAUGCCACGCCUGAACCUGCUCUGCCGUUUAAUCCAUUGGCUGCUAGAGCUGCAACAAUAAGUCUAUCAGCAUUUGGACCAUUUGGUUUUAAUUUCUUCAAUGGCAAGGGCAAAAGGCAGAACAAGAAGCCCAACAAUCUAGAUCAGUCCCACAAGAAGCCCAAGACUCCAGAUCAGUCUUCCAUGAAACAGAAAGGAACCAAUCCAUCAUCGCACGAGGCGUUGAGCAACGAAUGGCUGGAAAAUGGCCAGUGCCCACUUGCCCGGUCUUACCGGGCAAUGAGUGGUGUUCUGCCCCUUGUUGCCAAGGCUUUACAGCCACCAGCUGGUAUGAAGAUCAAGUGCCCACCUGCUGUGGUUGCUGCCCGGGCAGCCCUUGCACGAACUGCCCUUGUGAAGUCUCUCCGACCCCAGCCCCUGCCUGCCAAGAUGGUAGCCAUUGCUCUGCUGGGAAUGGCAGCAAACAUCCCUCUUGGGGUGUGGCGGGAACAUACCAAGAAAUUUUCCCCUCAGUGGUUUGCAGCUGUCCAUGCCGCUGUUCCGUUCAUUGCAAUGCUGAGGAAGUCUGUUGUGAUGCCCAGGACUGCAAUGGCAUUCACCAUAGCAGCCUCCAUCGUUGGUCAGACUAUCGGGUCGAGGGCCGAGCGCAUCCGUCUGAGGGCUCUGGCUGCAAAGGGUGCUGGUGAUUCUACAACAAAUGGUGUUAUGUAUCCAAACAUGAAUGGGCAUUGCAGCGACACUGAGGGCAAGGCAUGGGAUCCCCUAGCGACAAAAAUGGGGGGCUUAGCUACUAGGAGUUCUCCUGCGCCUACCCCUGGUAUGUGCUUCUGAUCAUGUUUUGCAUGAAAUUCAGGCAAAUCGCUGAUGAGAUUAUGCCAGAAGUACUUUAUCUUAUAGUGUCAUGUAAUUGCCUUGCUUGUCCCUGAAACUGAGCUGUCUGUUGGGCGAGUCAAGUGUAAUAAGAGGUGCCACAGUUCCAGUACCACCGGUCGUUAUGUUGUUAUGGUCUUCAGUUCAUGCAUCUGUAAUUUGAUGCUGCUGUAUUGCUAUUUAACAAUCAUAUUGUGUCUGCUUUAAAAGAAAAAACAUAUUGUGUGCAACUUUGGAUGAACCAUUUUGCGAGCUA
This is a messenger RNA of Phragmites australis (common reed), 1634 nucleotides long. RefSeq lists its product as uncharacterized. Bases 233 to 1339 code for a protein of 368 amino acids. The transcript is spliced from 4 exons. The record is from RefSeq and is a predicted model, not a curated record. Lineage: Eukaryota; Viridiplantae; Streptophyta; Magnoliopsida; Poales; Poaceae. Gene Ontology annotation, cellular component: chloroplast.